Solanum stenotomum is the source of this 1047-nucleotide messenger RNA. RefSeq lists its product as uncharacterized. The transcript is spliced from 3 exons. Bases 1 to 1047 code for a protein of 348 amino acids. The record is from RefSeq and is a predicted model, not a curated record. NCBI's taxonomy places the organism in Eukaryota, Viridiplantae, Streptophyta, Magnoliopsida, Solanales, Solanaceae.
AUGGAAGCUGCUCGUGAAGGUUCGGGAACCUCUGUUCCCCAACCUCAUGCACUAGAAGAGGUUAGAGAACCUGUCUCGAAUCAAUAUGUUCCUUACACUAGUGGGUCUGAAGUGGGAAACUAUCAGGGUGUAAGAGCUAGUUCACAUCCUCACAUGAGUCGUAGUACUCAAGCCAUGAAUCCUCCUUUUCAACAAAUGGCUAAAUUCUUCCACCACAUGGCUGAAGCGAUGCAUGAUUCCAAUGUGAUUAACUUUGAGAAAAUGAGAAAAAUGGGUGGAGUGGAGUUUGAAGACACCGUUGAUCCCACGGAUGCUGAACAAUGGCUGGAGUGCAUGGAGAGGGUAUUUGAGCAGUUAAACUGUUCAGAUGUUGCCAAAUUUAAAUAUGCUAUUUCAUUAUUACAAAAGGAUGCUUACGAUUGGUGGGUAAGUGUUCCAAAUGCCAAGGUAAAACCUCCUGUUCUUACUUGGGAUGAUUUUCUUAGAGAAUUUCGUAUGAAGUAUGUCCCACCUGCUUAUUGUGAUGCAAAGAGAAAGGAGUUUUUGAAUUUAAGGCAACAAGAUAUGUCUAUUGCUGAGUACCAACAGAAGUUUCUAAGACUCUCUCGUUAUGCUGGAGGUAUUAUUAAAGAAGAAAAAGACAAGUACAAGAAAUUUGAAGAUGCUAGUAGAAAUGAAAACAAAUUCCGGAAGCCUAGACCAGAUUUUGGGGGUCCAUCAAAAAAGGGAAGGCUUGAUAACUCUAAGGCUAGUAGUGAUAACAGGCCACCUCAGCAAAAGCAAAACAUAUCAGAUUUUUCUACAGCUAGCACUCCAACUUAUGGCCAAGGCAAGCCUCGUGUUCCCACUUGUCCGCAAUGUGGAAAGAAUCAUUAUGGUACUUGCAGGAGAGCUUCUGGCUCAGUUCAUAAGUCUUCUAUUAAUCCUCCUCAAACUAAUAGAGGUGCAAGACCUAAAAACACCCAAGCAGCAGGUAAAAGUGGAGCUAAUCAAGCUAGUGGACAAAAGGACUACUGCAUGCGCUUAUGCAAUGAGGCAGAGGGAUGA